AUGCCCUCCCAAGAGGGCACCAAGAAGAAAGCCUGGGGCUUUUCUCUCUGGGUCUCUUCUCUUUCCCUGAAAGCCCUGCCAGGUGUAACCUCCUCAGAGGCCGACCCUUUCCUCCCCUGGCAUCCUCUUUGUCACACACGCCUUUGUCACGUUCUGAUCCCGUACGGAGUGGGGACAGGGAAGGCGGCCCUCCAGGACACUGCUUGGAACGAGGUGUUCCGGCCCGCCUGGCCCAGCCGCCACCCGGAGAACCCGUCAGGCCGCUCUCAGGAGGACGGAGAGCCGGAGGCAGCCGGGGGCAGGACCGCCCCCUCCACUGCGCAUGCGCCCCCUCCUGCCGCGACCCGGGAAGGCCCCGCCCCUCCCCAGGUGAGCCGGCGGCGGCGCCUCUGUGAUGUGGUCCCCGAGGCCGCCCGGGCAGCCCGAGGUGGCUCCCGGAGCCGCCUCCCCUUCGCAGCCGGCCCUCCCCUGGAGGAACUGACCUAUUGGAGCUUUCCUGUAAGUCUGCGAUUCUGCCAGAACACAGGCGUGAAAAGGAGAAGACAGGACAUCGCACCUGGGAGCCCACAGUUCUGGGACGUCUGCACCUCGCCCUGCACCUCGCGGGGCCCAGAUCGGGAAAGAGGGAAGGCCCGAUGUCCCGGCCAGCUCCUGGCACCCCCUGUGUGGGCACAAUGCCUGCCGCCUGACGUCCUGGUGACCCACGUGGACCGUGCGGGGGAGGGGCAGUGUGGUGUUUGGGGCGCACCUGCCCUCCCCCCGGAGGACAGGUCGGACGCAGAGGGAUUGUUUCCAUGGCACAGAACCCGGGAGAAUGUAGCCAGCCUGCCUACGACUCUGCCCGUGCUGGUGGCCGUGAGAAGUGCGGGCGCCCAGCUCCGCGGAGAGGGUGGGCGCGUCCAGGGAGCCCACGGAGGCAUUGCUGUUCGAAGCACGAAGAUGCAGAAGGGGACCGUCCACGGGGCCUCGGGGCCCACCAGCCUCAGCACCCAUGGGGGCUUAGACAGCAGACGUGUUCCUGACGGAGGCGAAGUGUCCGAGGUCAGGGGCAGACGGGGUCCAGUUCAGGGCAGAGCCUUCCUGCCCGGUCCUCCUGUGCGGGAGAGAGGGCUCCGUCUUCUCUUUCUGUAAGGGCACUGGUCCCACCGUGAACCCCACCCUCAUGAACCCCCCAGCCCUCAUCGCCCCCCAAAGGCCACCCGCUUCCAAAUGCCGUCCUCCUGGGGUUAGGGGUGCAAUUCGCACUCAGGACACCACGCUCGUCCCUACGGUCCAGACAGUGAAAGGGAGUGAGGGUAGCCUCACACCGUAUGACGUGUCCUUGAUGAGGGCGUGUCGCGUAUCCCCUACAGGACACGAAGGCGCAGCGAGUGGCACUGUUGGUUACCAAACUGGGAAACGCGUUUAAGAAAAGUUCUCAACCAGGGAAGUUGUUUUACCUCCUGUUUGGUAAGGAGGAUGUUUGAUUUAAAAAUUUUCCAUUCUUCUGA
Molecule: messenger RNA, 1490 nt
Organism: Leopardus geoffroyi (Geoffroy's cat)
Lineage: Eukaryota; Metazoa; Chordata; Mammalia; Carnivora; Felidae
Exons: 4
Coding region: 1-1131 (376 amino acids)
Source: RefSeq, a predicted model, not a curated record